CUUUGGUAAGAACACAUAUCUCAAUUGUAAACGAAAAACGUAGGAGUUUCUUAGCCAUGUUAGAAUGUUGCAUGAUGGGCAAGGAAAUUUCCGAGUUUCGGUGCUUAAAUCGGUUCAAAUAAGAAACAUUCAAGAUCAGCGAACUUUGCAUGCUUUAACAAUAGACGGAGCUCAAGAUUUAUGGAAGCGUCAACAACAGUUGCGAUAUGCAAUUUCACAAGGAAUACUCCAUGUCUUUUUGUCAAUUCAUCUUCCUCGUGUGAGUCUACCUGUUUAUAUUACCGAAUGUAGCGAAAACGCAAAUCACAUCUUUUACAUUGACGAGAAGGUGCGCCGCAAGGUCUUCCAUAAAUAUGGAAAUCCCUCUUCGUUUACUCUUCGAAGUUGGUGCUCAUCUAAUGCUGAGGGACCCUUUCAUUUGCACAAGGAAUGGAAUAUUCAAAGAGGACAGCGAGAUUUUAUGUGGAUAGGCAACGAUCCUAUAUCUGCUGUUUGUGAAAUGCGCAAUGGCCUAGUAUGUGAUUUUGCAGAUGGCGUGUAUGUUUACACGGAUCAGCAAAACGAUGAUUCCAAAGAGAGCCUUUCUAAAAGUAUGUCUGCAUUGUCCUUGGACCGGCAAAAAGAUGCAUAUUCAACGCAAACCUUACUGCGUAUUUUAAAUCUUUCCCAAUGCAUAGAUGAAUUUGAGCUCACACAAAAGAAAAUUCGCAAACGCUUAAUUACGGAAGAAAAUUUGGUUUUAAGACGUAGCCAUGGUUUAAAAUCUACGUAUAGUAAAAGACUCUUUUUCCUUUCUCAGUUGCAAAACCGACAAUCAAAAUAUUUAUUCGCGUUCCAUAAACUAAGAGAUGAUUUUGCAAAGAAGAAAGAACAAAUCGCACAUAAUCACUCGCAAUUGGAAACGCAUUACACAUUUAUGAAGCAGUUGGAUGAUCGUUACCAGGAAGCUUAUGCUCAAGUAAAGAUGCAGUGGGAAACAAACUUGCAAGUCCGGAUCCUAAUUGCUCACGCAACCCGAUCUCAUAUAAAAGAUUUGUGUACCGUUUAUCCUAUUCGAACUAUUGAUGAUCAGGUACCUUUAUUUACAAUCCGAAAUCUUCGAUUUUCUUUGGUACCUAAUUCAAUUCCCCCAGCUGAAUUGGCUGCUGCAUUAGGCUUCCUGGCUCAUUUGACAUUUGGUAUUUCUCGUUAUCUGGAGUACAAUUUUCCUUAUCCAGUCUCGCCAACAGGUUCGAGAUCAACGAUAGUAGAUCCUCUUUCUCCGGACUUAAUGAAUCGUUGCUUUCCUCUAUAUCCCGCUGCCAGGGCUCUCCAUGCAUUUGAACAUGCUCUUUACCUACUAAACCAAAACAUCGUAUCUCUUUUAGCUCAUUAUGGGUUACCUAAUGAUCAACCAUCGAAUAUAAUGACUAACUGUGAAAAGCUUGUACAGUUCGUUCUUUCUGGACAGCAUCUUUCUUUUGUUCAAGUUAUGUCUACUUGAAAAAAAAAAAUUUCUUGUCUCAUUAAAGGAAGCGGGUUUCUAUUCUUACUUAAUUUAGCCAGCUAUAUAUGUAUCCCUUUUAAUUUAUUACCUUCUUGUUCAUUUAUUCUUCCAUACUUAGAUUAAUAUAAAAGGCUACUACACAUACCAUAAG
Molecule: messenger RNA, 1637 nt
Organism: Schizosaccharomyces octosporus yFS286
Lineage: Eukaryota; Fungi; Ascomycota; Schizosaccharomycetes; Schizosaccharomycetales; Schizosaccharomycetaceae
Product: autophagy specific phophatidylinositol 3-kinase complex subunit Atg14
Exons: 3
Coding region: 65-1483 (472 amino acids)
Biological process (GO): SNARE complex assembly
Cellular component (GO): endosome; lytic vacuole
Molecular function (GO): SNARE binding
Source: RefSeq, a predicted model, not a curated record